Messenger RNA from Trypanosoma cruzi, 1860 nucleotides. RefSeq lists its product as uncharacterized. The record is from RefSeq and is a predicted model, not a curated record. Lineage: Eukaryota; Euglenozoa; Kinetoplastea; Trypanosomatida; Trypanosomatidae. The transcript has a single exon. Bases 1 to 1860 code for a protein of 619 amino acids.
AUGGGGUCGAUCUUAUCGAAGAAGUCAGAGGAGCCACCCAAAGCGCAGACUGGGAAAGCGAAACGCGCUUCUCUUCCCUCUCCUGCUGCUCCUGCUGCUACAGCCAAAGUUCCUGCGAAUGGUGCGCAUGCGACAGGUUUUUCUGCAGCCUUUGAGGAACGUAUUCGCCGAUUUUACGCGCAUUACAGCCCGGAUAAAGUUGAUACGGUGCCGGUAAUUCUUCGCCACUGGACGGGAACCGAGGAGGAACUGAUACAGACGCUGGUGAGGCGCUACGGGCCGGAGCCUAAUGACGCCGCAAAAACGCCUGCCCCUCCGCUCACGGAGAACGCCGCUGAUGAUGCAAAGGUGUGGGAGUCACGUUUUGCGCGCCACCUUUUGGCGUAUCGUCCCGAAAGAUUGCCUCGACUUCGCAGGAUUUUGGAGCGUUCGAAGGGCAGAGAGGAGGCGACGUUGAUGUCUUUCAUCAAGCAGAUGGGACCGGAGCCGCAGGGACCGUUGCCCGAUCCCCUGCAUGACACAACACGCAUCCCCACCAAUGAAGCGCCACGCAAAACGGUACAUGAAGAAGUUGACCCACAGCCUGCGGUGGUCACAAAGGCGGAACAGCCCGUUGAGGUGAUGAAAACACCAUCAACGAUAAAAGACAUGACGGCUGAUAAAGUUGACUCCGUGGGAGAAAAGAAUGUGGUGCCGGUUCACAGCCUCAAACGACGCCUGAGCAGCUUUCUUGGUGUGCGGGUGCCUGAGAAGCUGCCUGCGCUGGAAGAGUACAUUCGUCGAUAUGCCGAGGAGGGGGAAAAGCUGUUUGAUUCAUUGCGGGAGAAUCACGGUGCCGAUCCAACGGAGGAGGAAACGAAGGAAUAUUUUGUGAGGCGUCUUGAGGGACUGUACACGUGUUACAAACCAGAGAGUGUUGCUUCUGCUGCGAGUGAAGUAGCGGCGCACUACGGCACAGAGGAGGAGUACUUGGAGACGCGUUCUAAAGAACUUAAUGCAGAUCCCAAGAUGAUUUUCACGAUGACGAUCGGACCAACAGAAGAGACACGUGCACAACUUUUUGAGUAUGGCGACAAGGGGACGCAGGAACCAACGCAGUGUGACAAAAACAACGAUGAGGAGCCGAAAACAAAUGCUCAUCAAGUGGAGGCUGAGGCGCCGCCGGAUGUUGAAAAUUGCCUGUCCGAGAAGCAGAGCAACGACGUACAAGAUGUCCCGCUCUGCGAUGAGCCCAUUCUUUCCACCACGGAUCCACUUGUUGCUGACGAUGAACCGCCUACCGAUAACACGCCGAAAUUACUUCAGAAAACAACAUCCGACACGGAGGAGGAUUUCAAGCAGAUGACUGAAACGCUUUCUCAUACUGUGGAGGAACAGCAACGGCAGUUGACAGCACUUCAGGCGGAAAUUGAUCGUCUUGGCAGUUUUAUGGAGGAUUUUCAAAUUUUUUCACCGAAAAAAUUCUCCUUUUCUCCAGCGCCUGUGAAGAAGCAACAAGUGGACUGCACCUCCAUGCCUUCUCCUUCCUCCUCACCACAAAUAUCGUACAAAUUUCGACGCAACACUGAAGCCAGCGUUGCGAAUACUAAAAGUUCCUCUUUUGAUUGCCAUGCGUGCCGUCAUGGAUCGGUGGAGGAUUUACUCCCACCGCCGCCACCGCCGCGUUGCCGCCCACCGCGUGAUGCCUCUUCAGCCACUCGGCAGUUGGCAGUGAAGGCGCCGUCGUUGUUUGUGUUGCGAACGCCGUCACCUUCACGGGAGGUGCGGACGCUUGCAGAAAUGCGCCUGGAGUAUGAGAGAGAACGAGAGAACAUUUGUUCUGCCGAGAAGCGAUUGCUUGCCUGUGGCGUCGUUUUGUAG